CAAAACAGACAACACCAGCAGCACAUGUUUCAUCAUGGCGGCCACCGCUAAAAAGAUGUCUGGUGUGUCGGACGACUCCAGCAGCAGUGACGAUGAGGCUCUCAGGAGAUGUCGGGAGGCAGUUUGGGAAACAAGAACCGACAAGAAGAAAGAUGGGGACAGCAGUGUGCAACAGUCAAAGCGCUUUAUGGUGCUGGAUAUUGUCUCGCUGUGCAACUAGUGUUGUUGUCGCUGCCCAUGAACAUGAUGGCAACGAGCUCCAGGUCACCCAAGAGUUUCGAACACACGUCGCCAAAAAGUUGGGACAUCUUCUUGACAGUUGCAUUACAGAGAUGCAGAACGAAACCUCAUCCAGUGUGAAAUCAGCACAAUUUGAUGAUAAUGAUGAAGGAUUUCUUCUGUUUUCAACGUCAGUCCCGGGACAGACAGCUGUGGAUCCUCCAGCUCCUGUCAGGCGUCGAACUGUCCCAAGCUCAAGUGACAGCGACAGUGAGAUGGAAAUGAGGCUGAGGGAGGCAGCGGUGUCUGUCAAAGACCUCUUACCUUCAUCGUCGCUGCCCUCUACACUCUCAACUCCAUCAUCAGAAACAAUAGAAAAGACAAAGAAGAAACUGACAGAGGAAGGGGAGUGCCAUGUUGUUAAGAAAAAGAAGAAGAAGAGGAAACAAAAACAAGGAGAGAGUGACUCUGCAGGCUCUCCUCUUAAUGCUCAAGGCAAUGGUGAGCUUGGGAGCUCUGAGCAGGAGCACACGCAAGUCAAAGUAAAACGGAAAAAGAAAAAGAAGCGAGAAGAUGUUUUGAACUGAAUUCCUCAUAACCAUUUUGGGAUGGUUCUCUGUUUUCCGUCACUGUCACAAGCUUUAAAAUGAUUGAAGAUAUGUACAUAUUUUCCAAAACAUGUCAAGUAUAUUUUAGGAAGCCAUGUGUUUUAGGACAUGCAGCACAAACACGAGAGUUCACUUCUUCGUGAAAAGUCUUUUUAUACCAUUUCUCAUGGCUAUUUUCAAAAUAGUCUUUUGUCAUGAAAGAUACUCAUUAAGAGUGUUUAAAAAAGAAAAAGCAUUGCAAGGCAGUGACAUAAAAAAAUGCAGGUAACAUGCGGUUUAAAAGUUUCAACUUCAUGUACAAUAUCUGAGUAUCACUAAACAUUUGAAUAAAAAAUACAUUUUGAUGUGGA
Messenger RNA from Micropterus salmoides (largemouth bass), 1177 nucleotides. RefSeq names its product chromosome unknown C12orf43 homolog (gene cunh12orf43). Lineage: Eukaryota; Metazoa; Chordata; Actinopteri; Centrarchiformes; Centrarchidae. Bases 93 to 806 code for a protein of 237 amino acids. The transcript has 6 exons. The record is from RefSeq and is a predicted model, not a curated record. Gene Ontology annotation, biological process: Wnt signaling pathway; negative regulation of Wnt signaling pathway; Spemann organizer formation.